AUGGCGGUGCCAAGAACUCUCAAGCUGGCUCGCCGAUUGGUACGGGAGAGGAAGCAAAUGGCGAACGACAUCUCUCAAACUGUCGUUAAGAAGUUGAAAGAGGAGAAAGCAGAUUCCAUUCUUUCCAUCUUCUAUGAGAGAGCUAAGACCUCCUUUUUCUUUGGUGGGACGCUCGUUUCACUUUCAUGUCUGGCAUACUGGGAGGGCAAAACGACGGAGCUCCUCACAGCUGCGCUUCUGGAGGAAAAUCUGUCAGGGAAACAGUAUGGAAGAGAACGAUUGAAGGCGUGA
Messenger RNA from Linum trigynum, 291 nucleotides. The record is from the annotation of a GenBank genome assembly. Lineage: Eukaryota; Viridiplantae; Streptophyta; Magnoliopsida; Malpighiales; Linaceae.